UCUGUCAGUGUGUGGUUGAGAUACAGCCUGACAGCAGGCGGGCAGAGUUGAAGAGAGAUCAAGAAAGAAGGAGCAGGGCAUGUUACAGGAACAAAGUUAGGCCUUAAAGAGUGUGCACAGGCAGACACAGGCUCUUGGACCACAAUUCAUGCAGUAUGAUGCAAAGGUGUUUGUCAGAUAUAACAGAAAACAAAACAAACUUGUGUAAAACGCUGAAGAGAGAGAUCCAACUGACAAAACGGUGAGGAAACCGCACGUUCUAGUUGAGUGUGAGAGACAGCGACAGGAAGAAGGUUAGAAGCGUGGUGGUUUAUUUAAAAAAGAUAUAUUUCCUGUUUUAAAUUGCAAAGAACCGUGUGUGCAGUGAAAGCAAAUGACUAGUUUACUGGAACCCAAUUUGAUCCCCAGCUCCAACCAGGCAUAGGUAUCACUGUCAGACUAACUUUUCUGCUGAGAUGAAGUAAGAUUUGAUCAUCUGAAGAAUUUGACUGGGAAAAGAAUUAAUGUGAAUCGAAACGAAAUGCUGAAGCACCUGCAGACUCCUAGGUUGUGAGCGCGGCCCAAGGACUAACAUUUUCACUGGCUGUUCACACUGCUUUUGUGCCUCUUUCCGUCUCUGGUUUAGUAAGUUUAAAUCUGUUUUAUAUACGGACGACAAACAAAGUGAGACUGUGAACAGUGAGUCCUGGUUAACUUCUUACUUGCCGAGUGAGUGAAUACCUAGACGUUGGAAGUGGCAAGUGUAGUCAGAGAGCAACAAUCUAUCGGUCUGACAGGAAAGACAGAGAAAGAUUGGCAUCAUAAAUAGUGGAUAAAUGAAUCAUGCUUCAUUCAUUAAGAAGAUCACAGUAAUCCAUUGAAGUGGAGAAAGAAACAGUUCCAAAAAAGUUUUUGCAUUGUUCAGAAGAAGUUAUUUUUCAUGCAUAUUUGCCUAUUAUAAAACAAUACACAAUCAGAAUAUUUAUCCUGAAUACAUAUAGUCUGUCACUGGAGCUAAUAUUUAAACUCAAGUCGGCUGAAAUUUCCUUGGGUAGGUUUACCAUCUUUGUUGCAUUUUGCAGACAUCAGAGCAAAGUUAAACUGUAAGGACCUCAGAAAAAUAAAUUGUGAAAGCUGUAGUAGUGUUUUUGGCGCCAUUAUCAUUUGUCCAGGGUGCAGGCAAAUUAAUCACUUUGGUCCUACACGUAUUUUGAAGCAUUGGAAGAAAUGACUAGUGAUACCACCAGCCUUAGAAUAAUGGGGAGCAGUCCAAAGCGAGGUCUAAGCCCAGGGGGAUCUGGCUCAUCCAAGAAGAGGAGGCUGUUUGCUGAAAGCUACGAUGAGAAACUUGAGCGGAGACAUGAAAACCAUCUGACUCGCUUUGGUCGAAAUAACAUCACAACCUGCCGCAGUUCACCAAGGGAGAGGAACGUGGAACAGAACUCAAGACAAGUGCAGUUUCUGAAACGAAGGAAUUUAACAAUCGAUGAAGAGGAGAUUAAAAAAAAUCCUGCCAAAGCAAGCCACCACAGAGCAGAAAGGACAACAGCAGCUGCCACUUCUACUGCAUUUGCUGCUUCAGUCCUGGAAGUGGGUUUGAAGUUACCACCACAGAAUUUAACUGCAGUCAGUCAGACAUCUCCACAGUUCGUAUCGUGCAGCAAUGAUACCCCAUUAAGUAAAGAACCCACUCACUGGGGAGCAAAGGAUUCAAAUUUCCAUUUCUGUGCGAGUGUACCACCGCAACACCAUGACUCAACCAUCAAGAGAAUUUCAAAAAGGGACAAAGCCACACAGAUGCCUUCAGGUAUUCCCGGUGAAAUCGGUGAACUCAUCAGGAAAGAAGCAAGCCAACAAACAGAAUGCGGUGUGGCUGUUCUUGAUAAGGAGAUCCAGCAGCUCUCUGAAUAUCUAAAGGAAGCUCUGCAUCGUGAACUAAUGCUAAAACAGAAGCUCACUAUUCUUCAACAGCUUCUUGCAACAGUUUUGCAGGCAGCAGAGAAAUCAUGGAAGGUGCAACUGGAUGAUGACUCAAUGCGUUGCAAAUUGCAGUCACUUGAAAAUCAGUUGCACACCUGGACGCAGAACUACUCGCGAGACAGUUUGGAGGAAAGCAUGGCUGAAAUGCAGCAGCAAAAACUCAAGUAUGAGCUCGUUGCUAAGGAAUCACUCCAGAAAGCAAUCAAAGAGAAAACAGCUGCUGAACAAACACUGGUCAACGUACAGAGAUCACUGAGUGUAGCAGAGAAGGAGUGUUCUCAUUGGAAGGAGUCCUAUAAUAGAGCAAGGGCAGAUUGUGCUGAACUGACAACCAGACACUCAGAAACCACAGAUCAAUUGCACAUACUUCAGACAAAACUACAGAGAGUGGAAAGUGAUGAUGUGUUGCUCAGGAAUUUACAAACAAAGUUGCACAAUGUACAAAGCGAGACACAGAAACUCUUGGAUAAAAUUGAUGCACUAAGAGAAGAAAAUGAAGUCCAGCAAGAACAGCUUCUAAGAAGCAAAGCAAAUUUACAAAAUGCAGAAGAGCAGAAACAGAUUAUGGCAUCUACAAUCACUAGCCUACAGGAGCUGUUGCAGAAGAAAACCAUCCAGGCUACAGAACAUGAGAAAGUGAUGCAACAGAAUGACUUGCUUAGUGCCAGGAGCGAACACCAGCAUCAGGCACUUCAACUGGAGGUCAACAAACUGAGCAACCAAUUGGAAAAGCAGUCAGCCCUACUUCAUGCCAAAGAGGAAGAGUGCAUUGAACUCCAUUCUAAACUCACAAUUAUGCAAAAUGAGCAUCGUGCCUUUUUAAAAAACAUGCAGCAUCCUCAGACCAAGUCAAAAAGUUUUCAGAAGAAACCUACCCAGAGGAGGUGCUGUCGAUGUGUGGCCUUCCUCCUAAUGGCAGCAACAACAGCAGGGUUGGCAGUGCUCUGGGCAAAUUUGGACAAUAUUCCUUUCUAAGAAGUUGCAAUGAAGCACAUGUUCUUACCAGCAGAAACUUGCUUAAGCCUUUUGAACACCAAAUGUCUUCAAGGUAGUACUUUCAUCAUUUGCAAAGAUUAUUUACUGAAUGUGAUGGACAUUAUAAAAUUGGACCAAUGCAUAAGUUCACAGACCACAGGCUUGCUGCUUGUCCUUGCCAAACUGACUGAGAUCAGAACUUCUCACAUGUGGAAUUCUGACUGCUUGCCUAUGUGACAUGCUUCGGUGAAUCACCGUUUUGGUUAGAGAAAGCAAAAUGAAUGAGAUUUUUUUUAUUUGUUCAUCUACUACUGGACUGUACAGCAAUAUUAGCAGCAGGCUUUCUAAUUGACAUUUGCCACCAAUCCCUUUAAUGCCAGUGAUAAGACACUCACAGAUUGAGAGAAAAGGGGAUAACCACUUUAGAGAGAUGACAGCACAGUGGUCUAGUAAUCCAGAGGUUAUGGCUAAUGUUUUGGGGACAUGGGUGAAAAUACCACCUCGGAAUCUGGUGAAGUUUAAAUUAAAUGAAUAAAUACAUUUGGAAUUGAAAGGUCAUCUCAGUAAUUGUGACGUUGGAAUGAUCACUAAUUGCCUGAAAAUCUUGUCUGGUUCAAUAAUGCCCUUUAAUGAAGGAGGUCAGGUCUGGCCUAGAUAUGUCAGUAGACUCACAGCAAUGUGGCUGAUUUUUAACUGCCCUCUGACAUGGUCUAGCAAAUCAUUCAGUUCAACAAGAGUUAUAGAUUUGUCAGUGAGGCCAACAUUUCAUUUAAAAAAAUUAAAAGAUUUACAGUAUCACACUUCAUUGAAAGUGGAGAGAAUUGUCUGUCAUGAUCAAUGCACUCCUAACCUCCAAAUCUUAGUCAUUGAGAAGAACCACAGUUAAUCCUCUGCUUAGAGUUUCAAAAUGAGAACUUGACAAAUGGGUUGAGGACAGCAGGUGGAUAUAUGUUUUGUUUCCUGACCAAAUAAUUGUUCAGAGCUGAAAAUGUGUUGCUGGAAAAGC
Molecule: messenger RNA, 3940 nt
Organism: Chiloscyllium plagiosum (whitespotted bambooshark)
Lineage: Eukaryota; Metazoa; Chordata; Chondrichthyes; Orectolobiformes; Hemiscylliidae
Source: RefSeq, a predicted model, not a curated record